AUGAGCGACUUUGUGUUAAAUGAUAGUGAUACAGAAGUUGAUUCUGAUGAAGACUUACAAGAGGCAUUCGCGAAGGGUCUACUAAAACCCGGAUUAAAUGAGGAAAUAGAAAAGGUACAGAAAAAGUAUGUAAAUAACGUAGCAGAUUUGAAAGCAAAAUUGAAAGAGUUUGAGCUAAAAUUACCAUGGGUCGAAACACUGGAUCUUGUGAACUCCGUAGCACCGAUGGCGCCUGAUGUAGCGUUGCAGAUGCAGCAAACAGCUCAAAGAAGGAAAAACAUCAAAGAAAAUACAAAAGGCAAUGUGGUAUAUGAUCCGUCACAAGAUCCUGUGUUAAAUGAAUUCAAAAGAGAGAACUUGAUCCAUCGUCAGGCCCAAGCAGCGGUGAUAGAAGGCAUCAAACGCCUUAAAGAUCUUAACAUACCCACUAGACGGCCAGAUGAUUAUUUCGCUGAAAUGGCGAAAUCUGACGAGCACAUGCAGAAAGUACGUAAGAAUUUGAUGGCAAAACAGGCGGCGCAAGCUCGGACUGAGAAAGUUAGACAGUUGAGGGAACAGAAGAAGAUAGCUCAUAGAGUACAGGUUGAUGCAAAAUUGAAACAAGCGGCUGACAAAAGACAAAUGUUGGAACAAUUAAAACGAGUAAGGAAAGGAAAAUCAACAGAUUUAGACUUCCUAGACGACAAUAAAGGUAAAAAUAAUAGUAAAGGAAAUAAUGGAAAAGUGAAAGUAAAUAAGAAGAGAGUUAUGAAAGAUAAGAAGUUUGGUUUCGGAGGCAAGAAGAAGGGAUCUAAGUUAAACACAAGGGAUUCAACUAACCAAAUGGAAGGAUUCAACAGCUCAGCCAAAAAGAAACCAUUCAAUUUUAAAACUAAGAACUUCAAGCCAAAUAACAAGAAGCCAAGUAAUAAAAAGAAUCAGCGACCGGGCAAGUCAAAGAGGAAGAGCUCUAGGAAGUGA
Danaus chrysippus (African queen) is the source of this 960-nucleotide messenger RNA. NCBI's taxonomy places the organism in Eukaryota, Metazoa, Arthropoda, Insecta, Lepidoptera, Nymphalidae. The record is from the annotation of a GenBank genome assembly.